GGCUCAAUGAGACCUUUGUUACCCGGGCCCAAGUCAGGGUUGAAGGAAUACCUGACUGCCCCGCUGCCCGGCCCACCCCCACGACCGCUGUCCUCGGGUGGGGGAGGGGCGGGUCACAGUGAGUCAAGUUGAGUCGGGCACGGCUCAGGCCUGGCCGGCGCUGGGCGGGCAGAGGAGGGAGCAGGCCUGCCCUUGCCGGGCGGGGAGCUUCUGGGAUGAGUGGAGGAGUAAGUGGCGGCCCGGAAGGCAGGAAGUAGCUCUGCGGGACACUUCGAGGGAGAGGACUGCCAGAACAGGCACUGGAGGGGCAGUGGGGUGAAGAGGGAAGAGGAUCCAUGCACCCCGGGACCAGAGCUGCACCUAGACCUGGAGCGGAGCUGUGAUGCUCAGAGCUACUUGCCCGGUCUUCUCUGGUGAGCGCCCCCAGCCUGGCCCAGGGCAUGCCCCAGUUCACUUUCGCCUGCUUCUGUGGCCUCCACGGCUUCUGCAAGAUGAAGAGGAAGAAGGAAGAAGUUCACAGACAGCGGGAAACGGCAGUGUGAGCAGAACCAGGGCCUCCUCGUCAGCCCCCAGCAGGUCCCAGCCUGAUGGUGGCGGCUUCUGGCUGGGGCUCAGAGCAGAGAGCCAUGUGGGCGUCUGAAGUCUUGAUUUAGCUGGUGCUCUUCUCAGCCUGACUCUACCCCGAGGGCAUCGGCCUCCCCUGUGCCUCCCAGCCUCCUGCCCACACCCAUGAGCUUGCAGCCCUGAGACCUCCCUGGAGAAAGGCCCUGGCUGCACAAGGGGAAUCCCAGGACCUGCCAGAGACUGAGAGGCCCCAGGGAGGCCAGGGUGUGCUCUGGGGACUGUUCUCAGGGUGACCCCUCCCUGCGCUGUGCCUCCCGGGGCUAGGAGAGCUGUUGCUAAAUGGGAAACUGGCUGCUCUAGCAGGGAGACUCCAGCAGCCCGGACCCUGGGGAGGCCUCGGGCAGGUUGGCAGGUUGGCAGGGCAGAGGUGUGAGACAACCACCCCCAAACCCAGGAUGGAGGCUGUCCUGGGACCCCAGGACCUGGGGCAGGAGCCUCUGCAGAACAGCUUCACAGCAGCGUCCUCCUGGGCCAGGUGCGCCAGGGCAGAGGUGGCCAGCCAGUCAUGAGUAGCAGGGCGGGGGCCCCUGCUCGCCCCCGCACACCAGAAAGCUCUCUCUCCCCCAGCCCUGGCCCUGACCCACCCACUUCCAUGACGUCUGUGCCUCCCUGGCAGCAGCACAGAUGUGGGGAGGCCUGGUCCCCAGGCCCCGACUCCCCUCCUCAGGGACUGUCUGUGAGCGGCCGGACCGAGGGACCCGUCUCCCGGACUAAGCUGUGUCCUCCCUUUGUUCUCCUGUCCCCUUGCCUCACCCCUGCCUCUUCCUCCUCUCCUCGGAAGCCACAGAGGGGCUGUGCGUGCAUGUGGUGCCUUCAGGGGGAACUCUUGGGGUGGGGGGACCUCUAGGACUUCCCUUGACUUUCCCUGUAAUCCCACCCCCAACAGCCUUCCCCUGCCCUCGCCCCCAGCCCACUUCCAGGAGGUAGGAGGCAAAUGAAAAAACAUUUCCCUCUUUCCCUCCUCUUUCCUCCCUGCCCCAUUUUGGUACAACUUAGCCUCUGUCUUUGGGGCUGGGGGACACACCGCAGACAGGAAUGCCGGUGGUAGAGACGCUCAGGCCCAGCCUGUCACUCCAGGGAACUGCCCAGCCCCAGCGCAAUCAGAUCCGGCCAGCACCCAGGGACGGAGUAACCCUCGGCCGACUAGCUGGCGACCCAGGCAGAGGAGGUCGGGGUGCAGGACAGGAGAGCCGCGCUCCGCAUCCAUGGCAUGUGGGCAUCUCUGGGCAACUAGGGCGGGCAAGAGGCCUCCUUGGCAGCUUUGCCCAGAACCUGGGAGAGGCAAGGGCACACUCUGCGCUGGCAGCCUUUGCCUGUCCAGCUCAUGCCCACGCCCAGGGGCGUUUCCUGGACUUUGGGCAGAUUUGGUGGCAUCCAGGCUGUCUUUGUGAGGCCUGAGCACAGCCAGAGUGCCCUCCUCCCAUCCUCCAACCCCUCCUUGGCCCCCUCCUCCCCGCCCCGCCUUCUACAAUCUGUUAUUUCCUUUUAUAUCCAAAGAAUUAUAAACAGAAGUCCUUCCCUCAAGGAAAGAGCAAGAUUCAGCAAUAGAGUUCAGCGGGGUCACAGGGACAGGAGAGAAACUCCCUGGUUCUUUGUCCCCUUGGACAGUAGAGGGCUUGGGUGAGACGGAGAUGGGCAGAAAAGCAUUCAGGGGCUACCUUGAUACAGGGGCCAGACAGCUGGCCUUGGGGGCGCGUGUGUCCCUAGAGGUGGCCUGCAAGGCUGCAGUCCUGGAGAAGUCACUCCUGUGGUGGCGGAUGAAAUUGGACCCCCAGAGACUCAGAGGUGUUGGGUGUUGUGUCCUGACCACAUGGGCUCACCUGGAGGGAAGGUCAGGAAAGUGGAGAACAGACACUCCGGGGAGGGGGUGACCAGGGAGAGCUUUCCCCAUGUGCGCAUCUCAGAGCUUGGCAGGGAUCGCAGCUGCAGGGUUUGGCGGCGAGCCCUUUUAGAGCUCUCUUCCCCUGGGAGAACUCUCUUGGCUCCAGAACAAUACUGGAUAUCUUGAGUCCUUGCUAUGGGAACAUGGGUAGGGGCCCAAGGUCAAGGCAUUCUGAGUGGAGGUCCAGCUGGUGCCUGCAGACAGCUGUCCUUAGCCUCCAAGCUGGUAGACUCCUCCUCACCCAGGGCUAAGGCUGGGGCCAACACUGCAGCUAAAAUGGCCUGAGUAGGAGGCAGCAGCAGGAACAGCAGCUUCUAGCCAGACAUACCCCACUUUCUACUGUCCCUCAGUUUCCUUCUCAGAAAAAUGGGACUUUGCUCCUCUUACCAUCUUGGGAAGUGAUCUGGAUUCCUGUUCCCAUCUCUAUGUCCUUGGGUGAGCCCAGGGGACAGGUUCAAUCCAAAAAGGCCGAAGCAGCCCCAGCAUCCACAGACCAUGCACCCUGGGCCUCUGACUUUGGUCCAGGCUUCUGUUCCUUCUGGGCCGGGCCUGAGUCUCAUGCCUUCCCAGAUGUCUGGCCGGAUAAUGUUGCCCUAUUUCAAAUUCCCUCCGCUCCCUGCCUGAGUAAAGGCCACUCCAGGGUUUCUCCCAAAGGCUUCACCUUGAGGUGGGGGCCCUGAGCUCUUGGGCUGAGGCAGGGCUGCGUGGGUAGAUGAUUCUGCGGAGGAGGCCAGGCCUCUUGUUCUUGCUGCACAGCACUGAGCGCUCCUGGUAGAUGGGUGGGGGUCCCACCUCCCUGGGCUCCAGUGUCCCCAUCUAUAAAGGGACUUCCCAUGCCCAUUUCCCCUCUCGGGCUUCAGGCCACUGAACAGAGGAGCAAGAAGUGUGAAGGCUGCUUGGGGGCCUUGUGACUUGAGUGCUGCCCGGGACCCUGGCCCGUGGGACGCAAGGGGCUUCUUGUCUCAGGUUGAAACCUCUUUAUUAGAAUGUCAUUUCCUUCUCCACUCCCAGGGAAGGGCUUUUUGAAUGUAGCAUAUGAGUCCAUAGAAAUAUAUAGGGAGAAUUGUUAUUUUUGCCAAAAAAAAAAAAAAAGAGCAAUAAUUUAACUAACUGUAAUAUGCAUGAGGUAGUACAAUGGGAGCUCUGAGCCAGGAACUGGGUCUCCUGGGUUCUAGCCCUGCUUGGAAACUAAUGACUAUGUGGUCUUAGGCUAAUCGUGUCUUAUUUCUGGGGCUCAGUUUCCUCAACUAUAAAGAGGGGAUCACACUCAUGUCCUCUAAGUUCUUUUUGUUGUUCGGGGCUCCAUGAGUCUGGGAAGUUGAACCGCAAUGGGGCUCAGGGCUGUGGAACCAGAGGGGUCGCGGGUUUCCCGUGCCCUAGCGGACGCGUUCUGUGCAGACAGCAAACGUGCAUGGGGCGGGCGGGUGGAAGUGAUAUGGUGGCUCUGAGAAGUGGUGGUGGAGUGAGAGGGAAAGCCGAGUCACCCGGAGCUUCUGCCAGAGUCCCUCCUCAGCCAGGGCCCAGGACUCUGCAGCGCUGCCUCUCCUGGCUCCUCCCGCCAGGCCCAAGGGGAGUAAGUCAGUUGGUCUGGACUCUGACUCUGGGCCAUCACGGGUGCCACUCUUGUGCACACUCCUCUCUGCCACACACAUGUCACCACCCAUUCCCUGCAGAUACUCGAGGGAUUCUAGAAGAGAUGUCAAAGGCCGGUGCCCUGCCCCAGUUCUGUAACCUGUGGACUUCCCUUUGCACAGCUGCUCCUGUGCCGUCUCCAAGCUGAUCAAACCGCCCACCUCCUGCCUUGCCUUCUGCAAGGGGAAGUACCUCUGGCUGGAAUCUCCCUGUCCCUAGACCGAAUGUGAAUGUGCGUUUUGCCUGGUGGUUUGGGACAUGCUGGUAGUGGGGUGGGCUGGUGACUGGAUGGAGAGCCGCAGGCCCCAGCUCCCCCGAGUUCCUCCGCAAAUCGCUUCCUCUCUCCCAGCUCCCUCCAUAUGAGGUGGCGAUGAGUCCUAUCCCCUCCCUACCUCAAAGGAAGGUGCCAGUGUAAGGGCACAUGGUAUCAGAUGUGCCUAGAUAUGGCUGGAACUUUUGGAGACUUCACAACUGUGAAGAUGGGCUUUUGCCAGAGAAGGAAAUCUCGAGGCUCCUGUGGUCAGUGAGCUGCAGGCUGGUCCAGGAAGUCAUGUUCGUCCUGAAGGUGGCUGCUGUGCCCAGCAGGUGAUGGGCUGACAAUACCGCAAGAACCAAGGACCAGAACCUAUUCCCAAAGAAUGAACGCUCUAUCCCUCUGACACAAAAGCAAGAGCAAGAGAUAGCUGUCACCACGUCACCCUGCUCCCAAUGCAAACACAGCUCCUGAAGUCUGUGUUGCUAAACAGUCGAGGACCAGGAUGUCUGGCUUAUCGGAGUGAGUCCUCCAGACCCCAUGCCAUCCCUGGAGUGGCCAGUGCCCCCUGUGUUGGGGUUGUUGUAGCCAGUCCUGCCUGGGCUCCCUUCUCUAAAUUCCCGUGGGAUCAACGACAGACCAUGAAGAGGAAACAGAAACCUUGGCUCUUCUCAGGGAGCCCAGGAGGCCAGGACCGUCCACUGGAGGGUGAGUGGUGGCUGUCCAGGGCAUCCUUGGAGGAACUCCUUAUGCUGAGGAAGAAAUUCCAAAAGCCAGGAGCCCCCAAACCUGGGCAGCCCGGGCUCUGGCAGAAACCCCCAGGGUCUGGAGUUCAAGGGUUUUCCUGGUGGGCUACUGGUCUCUCUCCCUUCCCUUCUGGGGCAGCCAUCUCUCCUUCAGCGCAUUGCCGUGCUCCAUCUGAGGGGCGGGAGGAAGGCAGGAGGGGGAGAUGGCAGGACCCAGACAGAUCCUCAGGACUCUCCCAGCCUCUGUUGCCAUGGCAACACUGCUAUUUUUAUCCUGUUGUUCAUGAUGCUCAAAGCUCUGACUUUCUCUGUUCCAUAGAGGCCAGGCUGGCUUCUGCCCUCAUCCUUCAACACAGCACCUUCUCCCAGAGGUGCAAGGAGGGGAAAAAAAGUGAUGGAGGAGAGGGGAACCCACUAGGUCACCCCUCAAUGAGGGGGAACUGUUCAACAAGAAUUUGCCUCUGCAUUUUUUAGCCUUUGGUUUCCUACCUUGCUUGGCACCCAGUUUUACAUUUUCUAGGAGAUCAAAGCUCCCCAUGGGCUCCCUGAGAGGCUGCUCCAGAGAAAAAAAGGAAGAGCCGCUGCUCAGGGGCUCUGAUUUUCUUGGGAAAAUCAGACCUGGUUCUGAGGAAUGUCCUGUUGGUGUAAGCCAACCCUUGGCCUCCUGAAAGGGGAUAAAGAGCUAAGUUUGGUUAAUUAGCAAUCAAAUACACUCACUGUCACUGGGGAAUCUAAACCAACACUUCCCUUUCUGCUGUCUCUCCACCAAAGAACUAGGACAAAUGGCUCCCUGCCUUUGUCCAGUCUUUCUGUCCAAAGCAAAAUAGCACAUAUUCUCCAAGCUGGAAAGCAGGCUCCUCCCCACCCCCAGUUGGGCAGCCACAUUUCUUUCUAGGCUCUUGAAGGCAGGGUUUCAUGAAAAGCUUUGUCAGAGCUGUUUGUUCUCUGUCUCUUCUUCCUGGCUCAGCCUCUGGUCCUCUCCUUAUGUCCCCACCUCCAUUGCAGUGGCAGGAGACCCCUGAGAGUCAAUGGUGCUAAUGUUCCCCACCUACAUGCUCCUAUGUAGGUUAGUGAGAUUUGAACCCAGCAGCUGGGGUGGUUGGGUUGGGGGUGGUGCAUUUCACAUCCUCCAGACCACGACCCUGGAGACAGGUCCAGGUCUAAACGCUGUAAAGUAGCAAUCUGUAUCAUGCUAAACUCCUGCAUUGAGGUUCUGCCUCAGAUGAACUGACUCUUGGAUGGUUAAUUUUCCUGGGGUGGCUGGGGCCCAUUUACUAAGCUUCUAAUUGGUUUCAUUUUGGCUCAGGUUGCAUGGUUUCCUGAAUCUAUGCACCUGGAGUAAGCACUUUUCUGGUUGCCACUGAAAAGCAUGUCGGCAUACGCUGCUCUGUUAAUUGCUGUAAUAAACAGACUUUAUUAUA
Lemur catta (Ring-tailed lemur) is the source of this 6558-nucleotide messenger RNA. RefSeq names its product BLACAT1 overlapping LEMD1 locus (gene BLACAT1). The transcript has 3 exons. NCBI's taxonomy places the organism in Eukaryota, Metazoa, Chordata, Mammalia, Primates, Lemuridae. The record is from RefSeq and is a predicted model, not a curated record. The coding region runs from base 441 to 542 and encodes 33 amino acids.